Penicillium cinerascens is the source of this 2205-nucleotide messenger RNA. RefSeq lists its product as uncharacterized. Gene Ontology annotation, molecular function: protein binding; GTPase activator activity. The coding region runs from base 1 to 2205 and encodes 734 amino acids. The transcript has 4 exons. Gene Ontology annotation, cellular component: Golgi apparatus. Gene Ontology annotation, biological process: endocytosis; endoplasmic reticulum to Golgi vesicle-mediated transport; intra-Golgi vesicle-mediated transport. The record is from RefSeq and is a predicted model, not a curated record. NCBI's taxonomy places the organism in Eukaryota, Fungi, Ascomycota, Eurotiomycetes, Eurotiales, Aspergillaceae.
AUGCCGAGCGGUAUCAGCAAGCGCCAGCAGCAGCGCAAUGAGAAGGCUCUGGCUGAGCUGAUCCGGACUAUCCCUGGAAAUGACCGGUGCGCCGAUUGCGAUGCUUUGACCCCAGGAUGGGCAAGCUGGAAUAUGGGCAUCUUCCUUUGCAUGCGGUGCGCCACAAUCCACCGCAAGCUGGGCACACACAUUUCCAAGGUCAAGUCAUUGAGUAUGGACACUUGGACGGCGGAGCAGGUCGAUAGUAUGAAAUCGCACGGCAACCUCCUGAUGAACAAGAUUUAUAAUCCCAAAAAUAUCAAGCCGCCUGUCCCGACCGAUGUCGAUGAGGCCGAUUCGUGCAUGGAACGCUUUAUUCGGCAAAAAUACCAGUACCGCUCGUUGGAGGAUGGAAAACCCAAACCCCCGAGCCGGGAGGACGAGAGCUAUACCAGGAACCGGGAAGACUCAAGACGCCAACGUGAACGUGAACGCGAACGCGAACGCGAUAUAUCCCCCGAGGGCUCGCCUCCUCCACUUCCGCCCAAGUCCGGCAAAUUCUUCGGAUUCGGUCUACGGUCAUCGUCUUCAACCUCGAACCUUCGUCGAUUCGGGACCAAGUCCAAGGCCUCGCCGACUUCCGACCAGCGGUCGUGGUCUCCGCCACCCCCGAGGAAGGCCAGCGGCCUCGGUGCUCCAGUCGCCGAUGUGACAACAGACUCAUUCGAGGCGAAGAUGGCUGCGCUGCGGGAGAUGGGCUUUAACAAUGACCGGCGGAACGAAAUGGUCCUUCGCGGACUCAAUGAGAAUUUGGACAAGUCUAUCGAGACGUUGGUCCGACUCGGUGAAGGUAAUGGUGCUUCAUCGAGGGCCAGAACGCCGGUGCCAGUGACCACUACAGCACCUGCGCCGCAUGCGACAACACCGAACCCACCGAAGCAGGAGACAACCGCCAGUUUGAACCCCUUCGAUAGGGUUGUGUCAAAUCCAGUCCCUCAACAGCCGCUGGGUGCAUCCUAUAACCCGUUCGACCGGCCAACACCUACGACGCCAGCAUCGGCCCAGCUUUUGGAGUCGUCGUUCCAGAACCUCCAGGUUUCCCAACCGUUGUUCCCACACUCGACUGGUGGAUAUCCCGCCCAAACAGGCUUGAUGCCCCAGACCACUUAUCAGCAGCCAUAUACCCCGCCGGUCACGGCCACAUUCACUCAAAACACUUAUGUCUCCUCGCCGCAGGCCCUGGACAACAGCCACAACCCCUUCUUCCAAACAGCACCACAGCAGAACGGCCUGGGCAGUCAGUCCUAUCCCAACCCUGGCGCACAGCAGAACAACCCGUUCUUCAACAAUGCGGCACAGCCUCAACAGCAACAGCAGCAGACGGUGCCUCAAAUCUCCAUGCCUCACCCACCUCAGCAUGCAAACACCAUGCCUUCGGUCUCUUCAAGCUCGCCAUUUGGCAAUUCUCCGUUCGGUUCGUCGCCUUUCCAAUCACAGCCUCCGCAGCCGCCGCCGCAGCCAAAUGGCAUGAGCCAAGGGUCUUAUAAUCCGUUCCAGCAUGCAAUGGGACAGGCUUCUCAAAAUGCUGGUGGCUAUCCCAAUCAGUUCCAGCCGCCGCAACAGCAACAACAAUUCCAGCCGCAACAGCAGCAAUUCCAGCAACAGCAGCAUUUCCAACCUCAACAACCGCAGCAACUAGCCACUCAACCCACUGGCCGAAUGGAUAAAAGUAGCAUUCUUUCAUUGUACAAUCUUGCUCCGUCUCAACCCUCCUCAAUCCCUCCAAUCCCCGAACAGUCUCAGUUCCAGCCAGGCGCCGGAACGAGCCCUAUUCCACCCCUGACGAACUCUCUCAAUUCAACACCCCAGACUCAACCAGGUUCAAACAUCACCACGCCCCAACCAAGCAACGGCAUGACCUUCAUGGCAUCUCGAAAUCCCUUCGGAGCUGCAACCAUCGGUUCAGGCCUAGCAGCUCAAGCCGGCAUCGGCUACCAACAAUCCCCAGGCCUGGGAAUCGGAAUGGGCGCCAACGGCACCCAACCCUCAGCCCAGGGCAUGGGCAUGGGCAUGGGAAUGAAACCCUCCACCCAGACUGGUCCCCCGCCGUCCAACUCCGCAUUCCCAAGGAUGCAUAUGAGCCAGCCUAGCGUGGACAUCAACGGCCUUCAGACCGGUCGUCACAGUCCAGACGCCUUUGCCAGUCUGAGCGCCCGCUACGGCUGA